AGAAUGCGCUAACUAGGUGCGCAGAAAAAAUAUUACCGCCGAGAAAGAAAAAAAUGUUCCGUACAAAACCUCGGAAUGCUCCAAAUAAGAGCUCUGUUUUCCUUUCACAUGAGCACUGGCAAUAUUCUGGAAACGGAUACAAACGCCUUAGCCAGGUACCGAAGCAUGUUCUAGAGAGUGUCAGUGAUAAUGAUAUACCACUCACAGUUACCAAACUGGACGAAGGAAGCCUCGACCCUGAUUGUGAUAAAGAACAGUUUUUUCAAGACUUGAAGGUGAUCCUUGGAAAAUUGAUGAACUUUGAGUCGCGACGAGGUCAAGAUGAAUCUGGGGCUGAUGAUGAACAGAAUAAAUACGCAGUCAGCUUGUAUAAAAAUGGUGGAGUAGAUGUGCUUGUCAGAAUUUUGAUGUUUCCCUCCCUCUUUCCUCCAUUCACAAAAUACAGACGAGAAUCAGAUAAAGACCUAAGAAUCAAAGCUAUGGUGCUAGAAAUUCUCACCAAAAUGACACCAACUACUGUUGGAGAACAGGUGACCACAUACUUGAUGGAGCAGGAAGAUGUCCUCAGCUAUAUGUUCACGUUGUUAGCACACCAGAAAACUUUCAUUAUAGCCUGCCAGUUAAUAGAAGACAUGUUACAGUCAAAGAAAAUACUCCUAGAUCUGAACAAAAUUAAUAAUAUACAAACAUUGAUACAGUGUCUAAAGGAUGAUCAGCUUGCCAACUUUUGUAGAAUUCUCGCAGUAGCAAUCUCAGACCUCGAUAUAUAUGACAACAAAUCAUCAUUAUUUGCACAGAAUAAACAGAAAAGAAGUAAAGGGUUUGUAAAUGUACGAGACAUAAACCAGGAAUUGUUGUUGGCUAUACCAGAACUCUUACCUAGACUUGUCAAUCUGGCUGUGUCCAAAGCUUAUACUCCACGGUUCCCGGGUAUGGUAAGUGAGUUAGAUUGUUGGAUGGAAUGGAUUGAGAACCAGAUGGCAGAGGAACCGUAUGACAAUCCUCUAGAUGACGAAAUGGAAGAUUUUAUUGGAGGUAUAACUGCACCAACUACAGCAGAGAGUCCUAUGCAGAAACAACAAGGUCUAACAAUAACAGAGGAGCUUGUACAAAGAGUAGAAGUUGUUUACGUACUAGGUCUGUUCUUGCUUGGAAAACACAGAAAAAAGGUACAACGAAAGUUAGCAGAGUUAAAGCUUGCCCCAGGGCUCAGUGAAUUGUUUGACCAAUUUAUAUGGAAAUGUCAAGUAGGUAGAUACACAAAUAGACAUAGGAUGAGAGGACAUAAUGCAGCCUGUGAAUGUAGUCCAGAGGUUGCCUUGAAGAUUCAGUUCCUACGAUUAGUCCAUAGCUUCUGUGAUCAUUCAGACUACAAACAUUUACUGUUGUCAAAGAGUGAACUUAGUGAAGUGAAACGAAUAAAUGCCAAAGCUGGGUCACUACAACUGCCAAAUCUAGACAAUGUUAACAGACAAUUAAUGUGUAGAGGAAACAAAGGUCUGUUAACAAAGAUUGUAGAAGUGAUGAAGAAGGAACCAACUACUUCCACAUUCAGGUUUUGGUUGGCGAGAGCUGUAGAAAGUUACCUGAGAGGUAACACAUCAUACUGUGAUCAGGUGUUCCUCAUGAGAAGGGGACUUCUUCAGCAUGUGGCUUCCAACAUAGUGGAACAUGAGAUUCGGCACAAGGAGAUCUUACAGAGCAGUUUUGACCUGCUCGGUGAACUAGUCAAAUUCAACAUCGAGGCUUUCAGAACAUUCGACAAUAUUCUUACUACGUCAGAAAAGUUUGACAAAUUCAUCACAACCGUCAACAGAAAUCUGGUAGAUUCCAACAUGUUUAUCCGCAGUCUUAUUUUAUCACUGGAGCAUUUUCGGGCAGAGGAUGAAGCUAUCAGUGGUCCGACAAAAAACAACACUGAUUAUGUACGCAAGGACAGUCGAUUAUUGAUGUAUAUCGGAGACUUCAGCCGACAACUUGACUACCUGUAUAAACUUAUCACAAUCAUUGAUGUUCAGAACCUGACACAGGAGAAUGUAAGCUGUCUCAACACGACGCUGGUGUUCCUUAUGUUUGCCAACAGAAAACAUCAGUUAGGAAGAUACCUACAGGCAUUGAAGGAUGAAAAGGAAGGCAUGUUGGAGGUGAAUGGUUCGGUACAGUUCAUGACAAAUUUCCGAGAUCUGUUACUCUUCUGGCAAGACCAUUACCUGCACAAAGACAAGGACUGCAGUGCCUUAGAAAAGAGUUCGAGAAUAAGUUUUGACUACUGGAAACAGACUGUAGCUACGCUGGUUUCUGAUGACCAGGAUAACGAAUGUGCUAUUGUACAUUAUUGUGUACGCCCGCCCUGUGAACGGACUAUUUAGUGUAUAAAUUAAACAUUCUGUGUACAUAGCAUGAAUUUUCACUGGAUUGAAAACUGUAUAGGAUUGAAAAAGAAUAUGUAUAGAUGUGUCCCAGCAUGAAAUGCUUGGUUCAAUACCUUGAUGGGAUAAGUUAUUGUGUUUCAGUACCUUGACAGGAUAAGUUAUUGUGCUAAUUAAUUUAAUUUGGUCAGUGCUUUGUAAAUAUGUAAAGGUCACAGGAACUUAUUUCCACUAUGCAUGACACAUCAGUGUUUCAAUGGAGGAGGAGAAAAAAGGCAGUUCGAUAGAAGGUUAUAACAACAGUGAUUGGAAAAUUUCUUCAGUGGAAAUUUCAGUACUGUUUUAGUCAAAAAGGGAUGUGGUAUAAAGGAUAUCAUGCAUGCUUUAAGCACUGUAGUGAAAAUAUUUAAGUUGCGAAAUAUCUUUUGUUGCAUUACUUGUAUUAUAGAUUUUGUAAUAAGCCUAUUUGCCAAACAGUGUUCAUUCAAUGAAUGGCAUUCAUAUUAACAAAAUAUCCAGAAAAAACAACUCUCUUUGGUUGUCAGUUUCUGUGUGUGUAAAAAGACAUGAUGCUCAAUAUUAGGUGAAAAUGCAGACUAGGCAUGUUUUGAGCAGUGUUCUUAGACUGUAAUUUGAAAAUGUAAUUGAUUACAUUUUGCUUAGUUAAUGUGAUUGUGAUUAAUAUAUGAUUACUUUAGUAUUCUGCACUUAUAAAAACAGGACUCCCUCAGUCAGUAUUGGAAUAUUAUUGUGGAAGGAUUGAAGAACUGUAGAAUGUACCUGUGAUAUAUCCUGAAAAUAAAGAUUUGCUAAUUUAGACAUACCAGUCAACAGAUAGGCUUCUUUACAAGUUUCGGUAAUUCUGCUGCAUUGGGAGUAAAAGGGAUUUCCCUUAUAGCUUGAUUUGUAGGGUGCAUGUACUGUGUCUUUCAAAAGAAAUUUAUACUACUAUAGAAUGGGUUAUUUUUAGCAUUGGCUGUAUUUAAUAAUUUCAUGGUAAGAAGCAGGGAGUGGGGUGGGGGGAGGGCGCUAUAGGCAAGUGGUUAAGGUUGCUGACUUCAGAUCACUUGCCAUUCACCAAUGUGGGUUUGAGCUUCUAGGGGCAUUGAACUGUUCAUGUCAGGAAGCCAUCUAGCUGGCUUACGGUAGUUUGGUGGCUCUACUUCAGUGCCUGCCCGUGAUAUGAAUUAAUGCAAGAAGGGGCACCUGGCGUCUUCCUCCACCAUCAAAAGCUGGAAAGUCGCCAUAUGAACUAAAUUGUGUCGGUGUGAUGUUAAACCCAACGAAAUCAAACAAAGUCACUCAGAAUAGUUGUGAACAUUCACUAUUUAAGAUAAAACCAUUACAAAUGUUACCCAGUCUGCAGUAUAUAAUGCAAUAAGUAUUAAAGAUGCAUUUUUUUCUCCAAAAAAAUGUGAACUUUGCAACUACUGCCACAUUAUUAUGUUGUGAAAAUAAUUUUGUAUUGUUAAAUUGAAAACUUUGCAGUGUAUCAGUGUUUGAAAUGAUACUCUAGUGCAUGGGUAUUGAAGAAAUGAGUAAAUCAAUUUUCUCUUGAUAGUCAUGCUCUUAUUAUAAGGCCUUGUCACAGUGCAUUGUCAAGAUAAAUGUAUUGUUUUUGUCUAAGCUAGCUUCUCGAUUUCCAACACCUUUCUUAUGAAAUUGUAAAACCUGUAAUAUAUGGUUGCAUGUGUGAAUUAAAACCCUGUUGUAUUAUGUAGGUAACAACAACAGUAUUCCCUGAAUUCUUAUUAACUUUACCAUUUUAAAAUAGAUCAUUAACAUUUAUGUUUGUAUUUUCAUGUGUUUAAUGUUGAAACCCUGUCUUAUUACUUGAUUAGCACAUUACUGAUGCUCUGAAUAUAACUUAAUUAAUAUUCUAGAUAUAACUUCGCAUACAAAAUGAGAUAUGUGAUUUUUUUCUACUGAGGGAAUUUUUUUCUGAUUGCCUGUCCAAAAUCGUGUCCUGAUUAUUUGCACUGGCCUUGUUUCAUACUGGCGGUUUGAUUUUUGUAAUUAUUUUUUUGUUCUUUAGUCAGAUGAUUCUGAAACUGGUCAUUGUCUUUGAUUUAAAAGUGCACCUGUUGAACAGGUCUGUGAUGGUAUGCAAAUAAAUGUAGUUUUUAUUUGAUUUUUUUUCUGUUAAAUGAAAAGUGCUAUUUUAAUGUUUUUAGUUUGUCUAAAAGCUGUGUUGAUAAUAAAUUAUAUCAGGUGUUUAUUGUGCAACAGUUUUGUCUUGCUUUGUGCAUCUCUUACAAGGGGAUUGGUGUGAUUAAUUGAAAAUAAUUGGUUUCAUAUUAUAUAUGAUUUAAAGUUUUGUAAAAAGUUAAGCACAUUCGAGCUAGGCUGAGCUGUAAGACUAAGUGUAGGGGAGUACUCACAUUAAAGUUUUUAUACAAAUGACUUUUUUCUUGUGAACCAUUUGAUGGGUCCUUAUCAAAUAUGAUUAGUAGUGUCCUUGCAUGUACAUUUUGGAUUUGCUCAAGUGGCUCCACUACAUUGUGCACACAUAGGUCAACUGACUCGGGUGAGUGAUCAAGGACUCUGGUACAUGUAUAUGGUUAAAGUUUGUCUUUGUUGUACAGUAAACAUGACAAAAUUAUCUUGUAGUAUUAAAUGAAGUGCCAUUUUCUUGUAUAUUUCAGUAUGGAAUUAAGAUAAAAAGAUUGAUGUUUGUUUAAAUCAAAGAUGUGAUGUACUAUUUUUUGCAUUUAUCUCUAGUUGGUCUAAUUUUUAAAUACAAAAGUUACAUACAUGUUAAUGUGAGAUUUAUAAUGAAAGACAUUUACAUGAUAAAUGAUACUAAUAUGAAAAAUGAAUUUAGAUUUAGAAGUUACAUAUUUCAUAAAUUUUUCAGUCAGUAAAACACUUCUUUCAUAGAAUUUUGUACAAACACAUGUUAAUACUUAAUAUUUUAAUGAAUAUAAAUUGUGCCACAUUUUCUCUAAAUCUAUAUUUAAAAAAAAAAAAGUUACGCAUAUUUAAGUUUUUCCAGUAUAAAAUUUGUGUUGUCAUAACAAUGUGUAGGUAAAAUGGAUGAAAUUUGGUGGAAACUGUUGAAAAGAAAAAUAAUUUGUUUUACACAUUACAUCCAAAUAUGAUUCCCAUAUGAACACCAGGUUUUUUAUUUUCACUUGUUGAAAUAUUUCAUCUGGUAUUCACUUGGUAUAAGGUACUUGGAUUUUACUCCCAAACAAAUAAAUACAUGUAGCUCUUCAUUGUAAAAAUAAUGAGCAAGGAGUAUUGUAUAGAAUAGUUCUUGUAGGUAGACUUGCAAUCAGAAUCGUGGCUGGUAUUCAACAAUAUUUGAAAUCUGAAACUUAGAUUUUAAAUUGCUUAAUUAACUCAUCUGAGUUUUGAAAAAAAAAUCUAUGAGGUAUCUUCCUCACUUGAUCGUUGGCGUUGGUUAAAAUUGUUUGUUUAGUUUUGCCUUUUCUCAAAAUCUAUUAGAGCUAUAACUUUGAAACUUUGCACACUUGUUUAUCAUUAUUAGAUGACAAUGUAGGCCUAGAACCAUGACUCUAAUAUGCAUUUUGUCAGAAUUAUAGCCCUUUAUGUUCUCAGAAAAUUUGAUUUUCUUGGUUAAGAUUUUUGUUUAGGUCCACUUUUCCAAAAAAAACUAUAAGAGUUACAGCUUUGAAAGUUUGGACACUUGUUUAUCAACAUUAGAUGAGUAAGUAGACCAAAAACCAUGACGCUAGCCUGCAUUUUGUCAUGAUUAAUGGCCAUUUUUGUACUUAGAAAAUCAGUAUUUCUUGGCUAUUUUUUGUUUAAAGUUCACUUUUCUUGAAUACUUUCUAUAGCUUUUAGUAGGAAGGCCAAUAACUAUAACUCUGUUAUUACUGUCCAGCACUUGCAGACAAGCGAUGGCACCCGCAGGUAUUGUUCUUGUUUCAUUUUGCUCUGGCGUUGCCAAAUAAAUGAAAAUCAAGGAAACUUUGCAGGAUUAGACAAUCUUGAAGUUUCAGACUUUAAACAUUGAUGAAUAUGGCAGUAGUAGUUCUGUUUUAUUACCUUUUUACAUUUAAUUUGUGUAACUUUGUGAAGCUGACAAUAGUUAUUUUAUAUUUAAUUUACUGUUAGUUCAUUUGAGAACAUACAAGGAAUUGGAAAUAACCAUGCAAUAUUAUUACAUGGCCUAUACUGUGCUAUUUUUAGAACUUACACGUCUUUUUGUCUCAUUACACAAGUAUAUAGUUUGAUCAUUUAUGUAUAUAGUUUGUAUAUAGAAAACAUGUACAUAUUGUAUAUAAUUUAUUACCAAAAAAUCAUGAAUGAAAUAUAACUGGCCAUGGAGUAAAAUUAAUUUUCCAAACGUCUCAGUUUUAUGCAUAUUUAGUUUCCAUAAUGCUCGCAGUGUGUACAUUUAGUUUCCAUAGUGCUCGCAGUGUGUACAUAUAUAUAUAUAUGCAUUUAUAUAUGUUGCUUGUGUGCUCACUUGUGAAUACAUUUUAUCAAUGAUUAUCAUUCAAAUUUCUUUUUCUUCAACUAAAGUUAUGCUCAUUCUAUGUAAACUUUCAGUUUCUUUUGUAAAUUCAUAUUUUUUUAUUUACAUAAUCUGAAGAAUAAGUUUGUUUGUGGCAUUAUAAUAGAAUCUCGGUUUAAAUUAAGAUUUGUUCUUAAAAUGGAUGAAUAUAAUUAGAUGUAAUAAUAAUGCAAAUACAGAUGUUAUAAAUCCCAGUGAUUAAGAUACAAAAUUUAGAGAAAUUUUUUUGGCAAAUCAGUGUUUCAGCAAAUAAAUGUUAAUGGCAAAUUUGAUAUACAGUGGAACUUCUGAAUACCAAACCUUCCAAAAACAGGAAACUUCUGAAAAUCAGACGAUUUUCUUGGUCUCGAUUUUUCGCCUAUUUUCUAUAUAUACCAUACUCCUAAAGACUAGAACUUCCAAAUUCUGAACACUGAAUGAUAUUUUCGAAAAAAAAAUGUUUUAUUUCAAUACAAUUUUACUUCCAAAAACCGCACAACACAAACAAAUAGAUAAUUGUUUGAAUGCAAAUCUGUGCAUCUGGAAAAUUUCAUCUGUGAUUCCACUGUUUACCAAUUAGCGGUGACUGAUUUUUUAGCUCGUCUGAUUUUUUGAGAGAAAAAAAUGAUGAGUUACUGUCAUCACUUGAUCAGCGUCGGCGUGACCCAUGUGGUUCUGGGACGAUCUGUGUAUGAAAAGAAUUUGAACCACUGUCUUACCCUUGCAGGAUCGUAAGAGGUGACUAAUAGGGUCUUAACACUUGGUUUUGCUGUAACUCUGUGAUUCCAGCAGGUAUGCAAAUUUUGAUUCCAUACCUCAUGUUUUUAUUUCGAUGUAAAUGAGAUGUGAAACCAAAAUUUGUAGUCCUGUUUGGCGCCAUAUGACCUAUACUGUGUUGGUGCGCCGUAAAACCCAAAUAAAUAAAUAAAUAUGUAGUCGAUACCUGGUUAAGUUUUAUGUUUAGGUUAGCUCUUUUAAACUAUCAAAGCUAUUGCUUUGAAACUUGCAACACUUGUUCACCAUCAUAACUCCAUCCUGCUUUUUGCAAGAAAUAUUGCCCCUUUUGGACUAAGGAAAUCAGAUUUCUUGGUUAAGUUUUAUGUUUAUGUUUAGGUCAGCUUUUCUCCUAAACUAUCAAAGCUAUUGCUUUAAAACUUGCAACACUUGUUCACCAUCAUAAGCUGACCCUGUACAGCAAGAAACAUAACUCCAUCCUGCUUUUUGCAAGAUUUAUGGCCCCUUUUGGACUUAGAAAAUAUCAGAUUUCUUGGUUAAGUUUUAUGUUUAGGUCAACUUUUUCUCUUAAACUAUCAAAGCUAUUGCUUUGAAACUUGCAACACUUGUUCACCAUCAUAAGCUGACCCUGUACGUUUAGAAACAUAACUCCAUCCAGCCUAUUUCAAGAAUUAUUGCCUCUUUUGGACUUAGAAAAUCAGUUUUCUUGGUUGAGUAAUAUGUUUAAGUCUGCCUUUCUCAUAAACUAUCAAAGCUAUUGCUUUAAAACUUGCAACACUUGUUCACCAUCAUAAGCUGACCAUGUACAGCAAGAAACAUAACUCUGUCAUGCUUUUUGCAAGACUUAUGGCCCCUUUUAGACUUAAAAAAUAUCAGAUUUAUUGGUUAAGUUUUAUGUUUAGGUCAGCUUUUCUCCUAAACUAUUCAAGCUAUUGCUUUGAAACUUGCAACAGUUGUUUACCAUCAUAAGCUGACUAUGUACAUCAAGAAACAUAACUCCUUCCUGCUUUUUGCAAGAAUAAUGGCCCUUUUUGGACUUAGAAAAUCAUGGGUAGGACAAUUUUUCUAUUAUACAAAAAAAAAGUCAGAUGAGCGUCAGCACCCGCAAGGCGGUGCUCUUGUUUUUACUUGCUUUAGAAUAACAACCUGUCAAUCUAAGGAUCAAACACCGCCGAAAAUCUUGAUAAUUGAGUAAUGAUCUUUCAUUAAAGAAAUGAUUAGCAGUUUCAAUUUUGAUGUUUACAUCAAACAUCUUCAAGGACUUUUAAUUCUAAUUGCAGUAUCAUUAAAAGCGAGAAUUUAAUUAAAAAAUUAAUUAGUCAGCAUGAAGAUUUAUCUUCGGACAAUGGUUUGAUUUCGUAAUUGGUCAAACAGUUUCUCAAACUUCAAAGCUGGAUGUUAGUAUGUAAAGAAAUUGAGUAAACCUUUUAAAAUCACUGUAUUUUAUGAAAUCUUCAUCAUUUCCGUAUCUAAAAUGAAUAAGCGAAUGUAAAAACACGGUAAAACUGAACUGUCCCUUCAAGACAGAAUUAAAAUAAUUUAGGAGUCUUAACUUGAUCUGGGGCCUCCGUGGCCGAGUGGUUAAGGUCGCUGACUUCAAAUCACUUGCUCUCAUUGAUGUGGGUUCGAGCUUCACUCGGGGCGUUGAAUUCUUCAUGUGAGGAAGCCAUCCAGCUGGCUUACGGAAGGUCAGUGGUUCUACCCAGGUGCCCGCUCGUGAUGAAAUAAUGCAUGGAGGGGCACCUGGGGUCUUCCUCCACCAUUAAAGCUGGAAAGUCGCCAUAUGACCUAUCAUGUGUCGGUGCGACGUUAAAUCCAAAAAAAAAUAAAAAUUAACUUGAUCUAAAUCGCAGAAAAUGGCUUAAAGUAUGCAGUUGUAUUUGUCCAAAACACUUCGUACUUCCAGAUACCAGAAACUUUAAAAAAAAAAAAGGACUUUUCUUCCAGUCCAGGGGAUGUGUGGUUUUCUGAAGUUACACUGUACAUGUAUCUACUUUUGAUAUACCGGUAUAUCGUCAUGAUGGACAAUGUGAGAUUUUACAUUGUGAUUGAGAAUUUCAUUGUAUGUUUUAGUUUUUUUACAUAAGAAAAGUUGUUAAGGAUAACAUGGUGUAAUAGGCCUCAAUUUCAUCAAAAGCGUACAUACAACUUGAUAAUUUAUUAUUUGAAAAUGUCAAACGAUAGAAAUAAGGUGCAUAUUGACAAGUUAUAUAGUGACAGAAGUUCUCAAAAAUUUCCUGUAGAUUACCUCCCCAGAUUAUUUUGGUUUUUCACAAGUUAUCUCCCCUGAAAACUAGAAAAAAAAUGAUUUUCUCCUUUUUCCUAUGGGGAAUUUUAGAUUUCUUUUUGAUAUUUGUAUCAGAAUCAUAUAAUGCAGCUUUCUAUGGCAAAAUUUUCUGGAAACUAAAGUUCAGAUUCUCAUAAUCAAAGAAAUUAUAUAUUUCCCAUAGGCAUCAGUGUUAACUUCAAUACUGAUUAUCUCCCCAAAAAAUGAUAAAAUUUGAAAAAUCUCUCGGUGAAAACUUCUUAAUUUUGAAUGUCUUUAAAGUGACCCAAUUUCAUUUAAGUAUUACCAUCCAGUUACAAUAUAUGAAAUAUGGCUAUUACACCAUGUUAUCCUUAAAUGAUUGUGUGAAAGGUCCAAAGUAUUGUAUGAAUAAGUUUAACAAAAGAUUUAUGAUCUGUCCGAAAUUUUGUGGAUAUUUAGUGUGGUUUCAGUUACCAUAGUUGUGUCUUGAGAUAUCAGUAAAUGAACCAAUUUAAGAGUAUUUUAGAUAAGAGUUUGUGAAUUAGCAAAAAUGUGCAAGUGUCCAAAACUUGUGUGGAUGAGAAAAGGGUUGUAGAAACAGACAAUAUUUUGUGUUAAUGAGAAUGAUGUUGCCUUAAUGGUCCAGAUUGUGUGGUUUAAUUACAAUGUUGUGUAAGUGGCCCUAAUUAUAUGGAUGAUGGAAACUGGUAUAUGGCCAAAAAUGAUAUAUGGAUAUCCCGAAUGGUUGUGUGAAUGGUGCUUGACUAAAAAUAGUGUCUGAUUGGUGGAUGACUGGAAAUGGUAUGUGAUUGGGUAACCAGAAAUAAGAUAUGAUUGGUGAAGAGUUCAUACAAUAUAUCAUGAUAGCAGAUUUAAUCUGUGGAUGUAUGGAUGCUGUUUAAAUGAGGAGUGUAUUGUCCUAGUGUAAUAUAGUUUAUACUGGUAUGAUAUUCAUUUGUUGAAAUCCUUUGAAAAUGUCCAAAUAAUGUUAUACAACUUUAUUCACUUUGAUUCUUGGCUGAUAUUCCUCAACGUUUCAAGUCUGAAACUUAUUAUCUUAUCAUCGUCAAAAAUGUUUAGGUUGCAAGGAAACUUUGCACGACUUCAUUCUGCAACUAAUGUCAUCUCAGCAUGUGAAUACACUACCUAGAGAAAGUAACUGAAAAUUUUAGACAGUGAUGAGUGUUGCCCAAGGGCUGAUAUUCAUCAGUGUUUCAAGUUUGAAAUUAGAAAAUCAGUCUCAUAAUUACAGAAACGUUUACAAUUAUUAGUAGUUUCAUGUGUUCAAUCAGCAAUUUAGUCACUUGGAGUUUAAAGAGAUAAAAAAUUUAGUGUGUAUGUUUCAGAUUUGAAAAGUUGAUGGAUAUUUAUUCUAGUGAUAACACUUUAUUAGAACUCCAUUUUUAUGACCAUAAAGUUAGUGCAAGGCAGUAGACUUCCAUAUUCUAGCAUUUUAUUACAAUUUUUCUCUUCCCCUGUGAAGACUCCGAGUAGUCACAGGGGGGAGGGAGGUGGUUAUAUUUUCGUUUUGAGGGAGAAAAUUUAGUUUGUUUUCUUUUAAUAAAAAAUGAUUUCAAGUCUUCAGGUGUUUACAUAAAUAGAUAUAUUCAAGACUGCCAUUAGAUAUUGGUGAUUUAUCUUGUUAUAAAUUUUUCAGUCUUCGAUAGGUUUGGCACUGAGAAAGUAAGUGAGCCAGUAAAUAUGUGAUUUUAUAUAAAAUACGAGAGGUAGAGAUUUCAAAUGCUUGUGAAUGAAAGAAUAGUAUAAUGACCUUUUCUUUGUACAUUUUGAUUGAUAUGGCCGUCAUGGCCGAGUGGGUAAGGUCGCUGACUUUAAAUCACUUGCCCAAUACUGAUGUGGGUUCAAGCCUCACUGUGGGUGUAUAAUUCUCUUUGUGAGGAAGCUGUCCAGCUGGCUUAUGGGAGGUUGGUGGCUCUACCCAGGUGCCAGACUGAUGAUGACUGGAGGGGCACCUUGGGUCUUCCUCCACUAUCAAAAGCUGAGAAGUCGCCAUAUGACUUAUUAGGCUGCUGUGCUGGCUUAAAGUGAAACCCAACAAAACAAAAAAAAAACAGCUAAACCACUUCAAUCUUGCUUUUGAAGUAAAAACAUUGUAAGUUUACCAGUAUACAUAAAUGGACAAUAAACGUUAAGUAUUUGAAAAUAUUUAGCAGAUGUUUAUUACAAUGUUUAAUGGAUUUUAACAUAUUUUUACCAAUAAUAUGCAUUUUGAAUAUUUACCUCUCUGCUGUUUCCUCAUUCACUAGUUGUUUAUCAAAUUUGUAAAGAAAAAUCAGUUGAGAAAGCCUGUUCUAGAUAGAUUGGUAUGACUGUCUUAUGUACGUGGUGGAAUUUUAUAUGAUGUUAAUUUAUAGUAUAAAUUUUGCAAGCUGCUUGCAGUAAAUGCUGUAUUAUCGUGUUGUAUUAUCAUGUUGAAAAUUGACUAUUAUCAUGUUGUUGUUACUGUAAUAUAUUUGAUACAUGAAAAUUUUAUCCUGAAUUUGUCAUAAAGUGUUCUACAAUACAUGGGUAUGUAAAUAAAAAUGCAUAAAUUUUA
Molecule: messenger RNA, 12374 nt
Organism: Mercenaria mercenaria
Lineage: Eukaryota; Metazoa; Mollusca; Bivalvia; Venerida; Veneridae
Product: short transient receptor potential channel 4-associated protein-like
Exons: 23
Coding region: 54-2369 (771 amino acids)
Biological process (GO): ubiquitin-dependent protein catabolic process
Cellular component (GO): Cul4A-RING E3 ubiquitin ligase complex
Molecular function (GO): phosphatase binding
Source: RefSeq, a predicted model, not a curated record